Triticum dicoccoides is the source of this 1771-nucleotide messenger RNA. Its product is annotated as F-box/LRR-repeat protein At3g26922-like. NCBI's taxonomy places the organism in Eukaryota, Viridiplantae, Streptophyta, Magnoliopsida, Poales, Poaceae. The record is from RefSeq and is a predicted model, not a curated record. The coding region runs from base 1 to 1395 and encodes 464 amino acids. The transcript is spliced from 3 exons. Gene Ontology annotation, molecular function: protein binding.
AUGGAGGAGGAGGCCGCGGAGGUGGAGGUAAUUCGUGCUCCCAAGAGGCAUAGAUCUAUGGGAAUCGCUGACCAGCAAGUACCACCAAGGGUCAACAACAAGGAGCGGGGAAGUCUUGACGACCUAGAUCUCAUUAGCCGCCUCCCUGAUUUCUGGCUUGGAACCAUCAUCUCCCUCCUUCCCACCAAGGAUGGUGCCCGCACGCAAGCCAUCUCUCGUCGGUGGCGUCCUCUCUGGCGCUCCUCCAAUGCGCCUCUCAACCUUGGCGCUGAUAAUAAUCUUUGUGACAGCAAUUCGCGUGUCGCGCUGGUCUCCAGGAUCCUCUCCGACCAUCCCGGCCCGGCCCGUCGAAUCUCGCUGCACCUCAUCUUCUUCCCCAACAUCCUAGGCGAGGUCGACGGUUGGUUUCACUCCAGGGCGCUCACUGGCCUCCAGGACCUCGAGGUCACCAACUUGAAGAGGACGAACCACUACCCGCUACCUCCGCACUCGCUGACACGCUUCGCGCCCACACUGUUUGUGCUUAGGCUUGGCGGCUGCCAAUUCCCCGGCCUGUCUGCGCUGCCAAGUUUUUCGCACCUCAAGCAGCUCAUCCUGUUCGAUGUUGGCAUCUCGGAGGACUCUUUGCAAAACAUGAUCUCCCGAUGUGUUGUUCUGGAAAGUGUCUCACUACAUAACAUGGGUUUUGGUCGCCUUUGCAUUAGCUCGCCCACUCUCAAGAGCAUCGGCUUCUAUGCUCCUCGCGUCAAAGAUGCCAUCACCUUCCAGGAGCUGGUCAUUGACGAUGCACCUUGCCUUGAGAGGUUGCUACCGAUUUAUCCAGAUGAUGGUCCGGUGACCAUACGAGUCAUCCGGGCUCCUAAAUUGGAGGUACUUGGUUUUUUGUCUGAAGGCAUAUCUACACUCCACCUUGGAACCAGAGUCUUUCAGAAAAUGAUUGCUGUCACCAUGACAACCAAAAUGCGCUCAGUGAAGAUUUUGGUUCUUGAAUCAAGUCCUAAUCUGGAUUUAGUUAUUGACUUCCUCAUGUGCUUUCCCUGCUUGGUGAAGCUCUAUGUCAUUUUGAAUGCAGGAAAGAAUAUGAAUAUUGUGCGGAAGUAUGAUCAACUUGAUACAAUUGAAUGCCUUGAACUCCAUCUAAAAGAAGUGGUUCUCAAGAAUUACUGCGGUGGUUAUAGGCCAUUUUUUGACUUUGCCAAGUUCUUUCUUUUGAAUGCCAAAGUGCUGAAUAAAAUGGAAAUCGGAGGCUCUUAUUACCGCAACGACGACUGUUAUUUAAGGCUGCUACAAGUGGAGAAUAGAGCUUCUCAAGGUGCGCGAAUUGAAGUAAACAGAAAUAUAUUCACUCGCCACGUACAUACCCAUGAUUUGUCAAUGGCUGAUCCCUUCGACUGAUUCGUAUGUGGAUGCUCCAACUGUGUUAGACUGUGUUGCCCUUUGUCCAAAGUCCAAAAAAAAGUGGCUGCCUUUGCUUGUCUGUCUAGUGUUGUCACACCCUUAUAACGCUCUACAAAAUGGUCUAUUCACUUCAGCAAUGGAAUGCUUUGUCAGCUACUAUGGAGGAAACCAGGAUUGAGGCCUGAGGGGGUGGUGCCCAAGCCAAAGAUUAAAGUCGAAACUUGCAAAUGCACAAGGUGCUUGAAUGUUACUGGUAUUUGUGUGUUUUUAUGUUUAUUUGGUAUUCUUGCUAGUUCUCUCCUACUCAAUGUCAUUGUAAGCUGAGACCAUCUAUAUAUUAGCUACAGCUGAUAUAUUUGUGUAUUUGCUUUAA